This is a messenger RNA of Naegleria fowleri, 1479 nucleotides long. RefSeq lists its product as uncharacterized. Gene Ontology annotation, cellular component: cytoplasm. Lineage: Eukaryota; Heterolobosea; Eutetramitea; Acrasida; Naegleriidae. Gene Ontology annotation, molecular function: histidine-tRNA ligase activity; ATP binding. The coding region runs from base 1 to 1479 and encodes 492 amino acids. Gene Ontology annotation, biological process: histidyl-tRNA aminoacylation. The transcript has a single exon. The record is from RefSeq and is a predicted model, not a curated record.
AUGUCCGAGUCAACAAACAACAACAACGCAUCACCACCAGCCAACAACAACGCUUCCGAUAAAAGCAAUGAAGCAGGUAAACGUAAACAACAAACCAAAUACAAGGGAGGUAAUACCAUUGAUGUGGAACCUAUUGCUGGAACGCGCGAUUUUCUUCCGAACGAGAUGAGAGAAAGGGAAUGGCUCUUCUCUAAAUUCCACGAAACAAGUAAGCUCUUUGGUUUUGAACCCUAUGAUGCUCCAAUACUCGAAAUGGAGGAUCUCUACAAGAGAAAGGGAGGAGAAGAAAUUGUUCAACAAAUGUACAACUUUAAAGAAAAGAGUGAUUUGAAUGUGGCUUUGCGUCCCGAAAUGACUCCAUCAUUGGCCAGACUCAUUUUGAAGAAUAGAAAGAUUUUGACUUUGCCACUCAAGUGGUACAGUAUUCCGCAAUGUUGGAGAUAUGAGACAACAACUCGUGGAAGAAAGAGAGAGCACUACCAAUGGAAUUGUGAUAUCUGGGGCGUUCCUGAAGUUACAGCUGAAUGUGAAUUGUUUUCUGCCAUCAUCCAUUUGUUUAAACUAGUGGGACUCACCAGUGAAAAAGUCACUCUCAGAUUCAGCUCUCGUAAAAUCAUUGAAGAUUUACUCAAGGUUGAAUUUGGACUUCAGUUGAGUGAAGAUAAAUUCAAGGAAACUUGCAUCAUUGUUGACAAGAUGGAUAAGAUGGAAGCUGAGGAUGUAAAGAAGAUUCUCAUCGAGAAGGUCCCUGAAAUUUCCGAAGAAGUGGCUCUCAAAUUGAUCAAAUUAAUGAACUUUAAGAAAUUGAAUCCAAACAAGGAUUACUCUGGAUCAAAGGCUUUGAUUGCUUUCAAGGAAAUGUUGACUAAUGAGGAGUUCAAGAAUGGCCCAGUGUUUAAAGAAAUUGAAGAAAUUUUCACAUUAAUUGGAAAGAAUGGAUAUGACAUUGAAGACUGGAUUGAAUUUGACCCAAGUAUUGUGCGUGGUCUUUCAUAUUAUACUGGAGUUGUGUUUGAGGCCUUUGCCACCAUCGAAGGUCUUUCACGUGCCAUUUGUGGAGGAGGUAGAUAUGACAAGAUUUUGGGCACUUAUGGAUCCAAAGAGCAAAUUCCAGCUUGUGGAUUUGGUUUUGGUGACUGUGUUAUUCUCGAAAUUUUGCGUGAGCUUAACUUGAUUCCAUCUUACAUCACUUCUCAAAAAGUCGAUGACUUUGUCAUUCCAUUCGACACAUCAUUCAGACCAACCGCUGCCAAGAUUGUCACCUAUUUGAGACAAAAGGGAAGAACUGCCGAUAUUUAUAUGAAGAAUCCAAAGAAGGUGGGAGCAUCAUUUGAGUAUGCUGAUAAAAUUGGUGCUACGAGAGCAAUCUUUGUUGCUCCAAGCGAGUGGAACGAUGGCGAGAAGGUUAGAGUUAAAAUGUUGAGAGAGAAGGAAGAUAGCUCAACUAAGGAAGUCACCAUCAAAUAUACUGAGCUUUAA